Messenger RNA from Epinephelus lanceolatus (giant grouper), 3776 nucleotides. RefSeq names its product putative methyltransferase YrhH. Gene Ontology annotation, biological process: sterol biosynthetic process. The record is from RefSeq and is a predicted model, not a curated record. Gene Ontology annotation, molecular function: sterol 24-C-methyltransferase activity. NCBI's taxonomy places the organism in Eukaryota, Metazoa, Chordata, Actinopteri, Perciformes, Serranidae. Gene Ontology annotation, cellular component: endoplasmic reticulum.
CAGAGGGAUGUUGUAUGCUGUAAAGCCCUGUGAGGCAAAUUGUGAUUUGUGAUAUCGGGCUUUAUAAAUAAAACUGAAACUGAAACUGAUUCCAGUCGCUUUCUGCUCAUGCACUCUUAACAGAGACUGAGAAACGAUACUCUCAGAUUGAGAAAGAGUGCCUGGCGGCUGUGUGGGCCUGUGAGUGGUUCACGCGAUACGUACAGGGAAUGGACAGUUUUCUCCUCCAGACAGAUCACAAACCACUGGUACCGCUGAUCAAUGAAUACAAUCUGGACAAAGCGCCACUGUGGUGCCAGAGACUGUUAAUGCGCCUCAUGAGGUUCAAUGUGACAGCUAUACACGUGCCAGGGAAACAGUUAAUUGUAGCUGACAGGUUGUCCCGAAGUCCCUUGAGCCAUGGAGCAGAGCCGGAUAUGGAGCAAGAUGUGGAGGCGUACGUCAGAGCAGUAGUGACAAACAAACCAAUCUCAUCAGAAAGGCUCGAUGAAAUACGAGAGACCACUAAGAAUGACUCAGACCUUCAGACUGUCAUUAAGAGCAUCCGAAGCAGCUGGCUGCACCGAACAGCCGCAUUUCAAUCCUCACAUGCCUUCUAUACUGUGAGAAAUCACCUCUCUGAAGCGGAUGGACUAGGACUAAAUAGUUAUUCCAGCACCGCUGAGAGCCAAGGUGCUGAAACAAAUCCACGAUGGCCACCAGGGGUUAACAAAGUGCCGCGAGAGAGCUAAAAUGUCAGUCUGGUGGCCAGGUAUUAGAAGCGACAUAGAACAGCUGGUGAUGCAGUGCAACUUCUGUAUCGAACACAAACCAAAAUAAAGAAGGGAGCCCCUCAUCACCUCGCCCCUGCCAGAAGGACCCUGGCAGAGGAUUGCUGCAGACCUGUGUGAGCUGCGCGGGAAAAGUUAUCUGAUUGUGGUUGACUACUAUUCCGAAAUGGCUCAUCUCACAUCCACGUCAAGCUUACAGGUCAUCAACAGACUUAAAAGCAUAUUCGCCAGGUGGGGGAUACCACUGGAGAUUAUCAGUGAGAACGCCAUGCAGUUUGCCUCAGCAGAGUUCAAAGACUUCAGCAAAGAAUAUGGGUUCACCCAUGCAACCUUCAGUCCCCACUACCCUCAGGUGAACGGGGCAGCCGAAAGAGCAGUUCAGACUGCCAAAAGGAUUCUCGACCAGCCUGACCCGUCGCUAGCCCUGAUGAGCUACCGGGUGACGCCCAUCGCCGCAACUGGGGCCAGCCCGGCUCACCUUAUGAUGGGACGACAGAUUCGCAUGGCUGUGCCUAUGUUGGAAAAGAAACUACAGGCAGAUCCUGUCAGCCGGGCCCAAGUUCUGCUGAAAGAUAGUAGGGCUAAAAGAGCAUAGGAACAUUUCUAUAAUCGCAGACACUCUGCCUGCCCACUGCCGACACUGCAUCCAGGACAGGCCAUCAGAGUGAGGCUGGAUGGGGAAAAAGGAUGGAAGUCCCCUGCCGAGGUGGUCGGACAAUCUGCGGAACCACGAUCCUACCUCAUCAAGAUGGAUUCAGACAGAGUUAUGCGUCAUAACAGGAAAACACAUACAGGCAGUUCCAGAGUGCAUCGGCCCUGCUGACCAGCUGCAUUGGUCGGGAGGAAGCCCUACACAGCCAGCAAACAGUCCCCGCUCUGAGCAGGCCGCCACGGACAUCACACCACCCCUGCACCUGCCACCCACAGAGACUGCACCGGAGACUCCCCUGCUGCCCUCCUCUUCCCAGGGGAUAACCAGACUGACCGCAAGGGGUCGUGAGGUUAGACUGCCUCUCAGGAGGCCUGAUGGUGACCACACUGAGGCUGUCUAACAUGGCUGCUUUGGCAGCAAGUCAAAUGAUGUAAGGGGAGAACUGGCGCCCGGAGGCCUACAUGACAGCUCUGAGAGACUCUGGCUGAUGUCAGGAUGGAGGACAGACAGCUGAAAUGCAUUUCUUUUUGCAGACUGAAAUCAAACUAAGAGACUGUAUAUCUUCUAUCCUACCUUUGUGACAGUGAGGUUUUGUAUGAUUACGUUAAAUUGUCAAGUUUCACCUUGUGAAGAUAGGAAUGUUAUAACUGCAGUUAUAAACAAAUACAUGAAUAGCAAUUUCUCACUAUAAGCACUGUCAGUUCUCCUCAAUGGUAGUAUCUUAUCAUACAUGCCGAACAUUUUACAUUAGUUAUAUCAAUGAAAGAUGUAGUGAUAAUAAUCCACACUGGGCACAGUACAGUAGCUUUAAUGUUGGACAUCUUGCAUUACAUUCAAACAUUUCAGACCAAGGGCAUAGCUUUAUUUUAACAUUGCAGGGGACACGUGAAAUGAGGGGUUGAACAUCAAACACUUCAUUUCCACCAGUUGGUGCCUCUUUGCAUCAUUUUGUGGUGUCAAUUUCCUCUGUUACUUUCACGGUAAGACACUUUGUUUUAAAGGUACAUUUGUCAUCUGAAUAAAAACCUGUCUGUACGGUGAUUUACUACCUAACUCCUAGUUUUUAACAUCAAACAAUAUCCUACAGUCUGGUGAAUGUUAUGGCACCAGGUAAUGUCUUUUCUGCAUUAUUUUGUGGAAUGAAUUUCCUCCUACUUUCACAGUAAGACAGACUUUCAUGUUGUUACUGGGGAGGACAAAUCCAUAUGUUGUAAAAAUCUACACCUAUGCUUCAGAUUGCAUGUACUGAAAACAGGAGAAACCUGUUAGUGGAAGUCAUAAGCUGACAUAAAGGGCGGAGACAUUUCCGUGACUGCACUUGAUGAGCCCAAACCAGCAGCAUAUUUAUGAGAGCGUUGCAUAAAUUAACUCUUUAAAAGUCUAAGAGAAAACUGUUGCCUUAGUUUCACAAUAUUGCAAUUAAAUAUCUGAAGGAGAAAUUCUGGGAGUGAGUGAUUUAAAUACAGCGGGAGAGUGUGUAAAGUGACCGAGAGGAAGACAAACACACCGACGCUUGUGUUUACAGGAGAUACACGCUGCUCCCAGGAACAAGCAACUGACCGACCAACUCGGUAAGUGAUGUGGGCUGAAAGAUUGGUCAAACAGUUGGGCCACCCGACACGGUCAGUGGGAGGGUGGCUGGUGAGUAGGUUGUUCGUAGUGCGCAACUGGGUCCUUGAGGAGAAUGCUGUGCAGCUGUGCCAGAUCCAACCUGAUGACACAGUGCUGGAGCUGGGUCAUGGCCUGGGUCUGGGUCUGAAGUCAGCUGCCAAACUGCUCACAGAUCCCAAAGGCCACCUCAUAGGGGUGGAUUGCUCAGCAUACAUGCAUAAGGAGGCAAGUGAGCAAAUGAAGGACCUUGUGGCCAGUGGGAAAGUGACCCUGCAUCACUGUGAUGUAGCAGCAAUGCCUCUGGAAGACAACACUGUGGAUAAAGUCUUUCACUGUAACUGCUACUACUUCUGGCCUGACCUCAGGAAGGGGGCCACAGAGAUACACCGGGUAAUGAAACCAGGAGGCCUGAUGGUGACCACACUGAGGCUGUCUAACGUGGCUGCUUUGGCAGCAAAGCGAGUGAUGCCGGGGGAGAACUGGCGCCCGGAGGCCUACAUGACAGCUCUGAGAGACUCUGGCUUCACUGAUGUCAGGAUGGAGGACAGACAGCUGAAAUACAUUUCUUUUCAAGCUAUCUAUGCCACUGCCUCAAAAUGAGAUUCAAAUCACACUGCAAGUGAGAGAUUUUGUGUCUUCGACCCUACUGAUGUGAUUGUGAGUUUUUGUGAGAUUGAGUGUAUUUCUGACCCUCGACUCUCCUUUCUGUGGCAGAUUUCAAAUGACUAAAUGAAAACAUAUCA